Messenger RNA from Geodia barretti, 360 nucleotides. The record is from the annotation of a GenBank genome assembly. NCBI's taxonomy places the organism in Eukaryota, Metazoa, Porifera, Demospongiae, Tetractinellida, Geodiidae.
AUGCACUCGCCGCGGCCGAGCAGGCGCGCCAAGAGGCCGAAGAAGUCUUGCGCGAGCAUCGGCAGAAGAUCACCGCCGCCGAGGAAGAAGGCGCGGAAGAUCGUCGCCGAGGCGCGCGCGGCCGGGGCAAACGUGCGGCAGACAAUCGUCUCCCAAGCGCGGGAAGAGGCGGAGCGGAUGCUCGACCAAGCGCGGACCAGUAUUGAAAGCGAGAAGCGCGCCGCCAUCGCCGAGUUGCGCCGCGAGACGGCCAAUCUCGCGAUUCAAGCCGCUGGUGUGCUGAUCGACGCCAAUUUGGACGACGAGAAAAACCGCGGCCUCGUCGACGACUUGAUCGCCAAAAUUCCCGAAUCCAAUUGA